Messenger RNA from Polistes canadensis, 3025 nucleotides. It is a transcript of the gene Sec6, whose product is annotated as exocyst complex component 3. NCBI's taxonomy places the organism in Eukaryota, Metazoa, Arthropoda, Insecta, Hymenoptera, Vespidae. The transcript has a single exon. Gene Ontology annotation, biological process: exocytosis; exocyst localization. Gene Ontology annotation, molecular function: SNARE binding. Bases 329 to 2575 code for a protein of 748 amino acids. Gene Ontology annotation, cellular component: exocyst. The record is from RefSeq and is a predicted model, not a curated record.
GUUUUACUUGCAUGAUGUAUAAGAACAGAUGACACACCUUCCCUCAUCGUGAUUUCGAAAAUAUUUGGAAACAUUUUCCUCAACACAUUGAAUGACAAGUAACGCAUAUAAGUAUUGUGAUCGUCUGGUAUUUAAGUGUAUACUGAGAAUCAAUUUAAUUCAAUUAUUUUAGUUGUUAAAAAACGUCUUUCACAGAUUUGUGAUUAUCAAGGAAUGUACAAUGGUUGUCGAAUAACCUCAUAAAACAUUGAUCAUUGUAUCAUAAUAUAACAAAUAAGAUAAAUGUGUAUUAUAUGAUUUAUAUGUUAUAAAUAUAGUACAAAAAAAAAUGGAAAAUUUACAGAAAUUAGAAGAGGAGGCUAAAGCAAGGGCUACACAACAUGUAACAAAUAUGUUGCAAAGACCUGGACAAUUAGAAAAAAUAGAAGUAUAUAAACGUAGGAUAAGCAGAAAGAAAGCUUCUGUAGAGACUAUGCUUAAAAGUGCAAUGCAAAGUCAAUUAGAUGGUAUUAGAGUUGGUUUUGAACAAUUGCAAAGUUCUCUUGAAAGUAUAACUACGAUAAAGGAAGAAUUGAAGGAGAUUGAAAAAUUGUUUAGUAUCGUACCAGAACUGAGUAGUAAACUUCAACCGGUUCAAGAUGAAAAUAUGCGUCAUUCUCAAUACGUGACUGCUAAGGAAAAUUUAAAACAUAUAUUUACAGUACCUGAAAGCGUAGAGAAAACUAAACAAUGGAUAAAUGAUGGUAAGCUUCUACAUGCGCAUCAAAGUUUAAUGGAUCUAGAAAAUUCUAGAGAUGAUUUACUAUACGAAUUACAUAAGCUUCCUAAUCAAUCAACAGCAGAUACUAUUAUGCUGAAAGCUUACUUUGAAGACGUAGAAAUGUUGUCACAAUUAAUGGAAAAACAAAUUAGACUUGUUUUAAGUCGUACUUUAAAUACGGUAAGAAAAGAACCAACAGUUAUAGUAACUGCAUUAAGGAUUAUAGAGAGGGAAGAAAAAGCAGAUCAGUUUGCUAUUCAAAGGGACAAACAAAGUGGUUUUAUGCCACCAAGUAGACCUAAAUGUUGGAAAAAUAUGGCAAUGAAGAUAUUGGAGAAAUCAGUGGCUAAUAGAAUUGAAGGUACUCAUGUUGAUGAAAGAGCUGAUAAUAAAAUGUGGUUGGUAAGAUAUUUAGAACUCACUAGACUUUUGAUUCUUGAAGAUCUAAGAGUAAUCAAAACUCUUUGUGGUCCAUGUUUUCCACCGUGGUGGGACAUUGUAAAUACAUUUGUAAAAAUGUAUCAUACUAGUUUAUCCCAACAUUUGAAAGAUAUAAUUGCUAAUGGUUUAGAAGGAAACGAAUAUGUUUCCUUGUUGGCUUGGAUUAUGAAUACGUAUACAGGACCAGAUUUAAUGCAACAUCCAGAAUUAAAUAUAGAUCUAAGGGAUAUCGGUCCUCUAUUGAGUUCAGAAAUAAUAAAUGAUCUACAACAGAAAUAUUUGAAAAAUAUGUGUCAGAAUUAUGAGGAUUGGAUGAAAAAGACAUUAGAAACUGAAAAAGUUGACUGGUGGAGCGGGGUAAUACCAGAAAGUAGUACGGAAGAAGUUUAUUAUCAUACCGCUGCACCUGUCAUUAUAUAUCAAAUGAUUGAUCAAAAUCUUCAAGUAACAAAAACGAUUAGUUCUAAUCUAACAGCUCAAGCAUUCAUCCUUUGUAUAGAACAAGUUACUAAAUAUGGUUUUAUGUAUCGACAGGCAAUAUUAGAAUUCAAAAGUAAACAUUUUGAAGACAGAAGCCGGGUACCUUACUUCACGCAUCAUAUGAUUACUAUUGUUAAUAAUUGUCUACAAUUUACAGAAUUGGCUCAUCAAAUAAAACAGAUCUAUUGGGUCCCUAAUUCAAGCGGCGAUGCCACUGUAAAAUUUGAAAAUCUUUUAGCUCAUUAUCAACAAUUGAGAAAUGAAGCAGCUGCCAUAUUAUUGGAAGAAUCGUUUCUCGAUUUAGAAUUUCAUUUUCAAGAUUUGAUUACAUCCAAGUGGUUACAAUCUCCUAUCCCAAUUGCAACAAUAUGUGUUACUUUAGAAGAUUAUUUUCAAGAUUACAAUCAUCUUAAUCCAAAAAACUUUGAGUAUGUAAUAAUGGAAGCGCAAAAUCUUAUAGCAAAGCGUUACAUAUCUGCUAUGUUACAACGUAAAAUAUCAUUUAAAACCUACGAGGAGUGUUUAACUUGUACUUCAAAGAUAAUAUCGGAAGCUGAUAAAUUAAAAAAUUUCUUUGUUAAAAUAGCACCUAAAGUAGGCAGUUACAAUUCUCCUUUCGAGAUAAUUAAACGUCUUGCCGAAGUAUUGCGUUGCGAAGAUUCGGAAAUUCUUUCUCUUGAUUUACAUUCACUAGUUGAAAAAUAUCCUGAUAUGACGGAAGAUCAUUUAGUCAGAUUACUUAGCUUAAGAGGAGAUAUUUCAAGAGGUGAAUCUAGAGAAAAGGUGGCUUAUAUCUUAGAGGCUCAACGCAAUCGAAAUACACCACAAACUACAACCAACAGUAUAUUUAAACAAAUAGUGCUACAGGAUAGCUUCCUCAGUUGGAAACCUUGAAACUGCAAAAAUAUGUUUAAACCAAAUGCAGUUUAAAUUUCUAUAAACAUAAAGCAUAGUAAAUUCAGCAUAAAAAUUUAGAUUAAUAUUUAAUUAAUAAACCCAUUUUGCGGUAAUGCAUAAUGGGGGAAGAACGAAAACAAACAAAUUUGCCAUUUUGUUGUCCAUAUUCUAAUCGCUUGUAUAUGAUUUGCUUUUGUAUGAGUGGAAAAAAUAAUUGAAAUUUGAAAGUUCUAUUUAAAAAGAUGGUAUAAUUAAUAAACGUAAAGUUAGAUUAUAUAUUUCUUGUAUAAUAUUAUUAUUAUUAUUAACAAUAAUAAUUAGCUACGCGUCACUUAGUGCAAUCUCGCAAAAUUUUAUUGACUUGCCAUCUACCUCACAAUGACUGAUGUAGCUUCAAUAAUAAUAAUAAUAAUAAUAAUAAAAAUAAUAAUAAUAAUAAUAAUAAUA